Messenger RNA from Rotaria sp. Silwood2, 2217 nucleotides. NCBI's taxonomy places the organism in Eukaryota, Metazoa, Rotifera, Eurotatoria, Philodinida, Philodinidae. The record is from the annotation of a GenBank genome assembly.
AUGUUUUCAACUAAUUCACAAAGUUCACUAUCAACAAAAAAAUCAACAUUUGAUAUUGCAAUUAAUACACCUUUAUCAAAUAGAACAAGUAAUCAACAACGAGUUCAUGUUGAAUUUCCAAAAUUAUUUCAUAAUGUAUUUAGUCGUUCAAGAAAACAUAAGAUUUUACAACCAGGACAUGAACUUAUAACAUCAUCAAAAACAUUAAUAAAAUCAAGUGAAACGACUGAAACAUUAGCAAGUAUUAAAAAGAAUACACAUAAUGAUGAAAUAUGCUUAUUUUCUGAUAGUCCACAUUAUAUUGUUCGAAUUGCUGGAACUGGAAAUACAGAUGAAUUCGAACGUCUUAUUCGUGAUGAUUCAAGUAAAUUAAAAGUAGCCAAUCCAGCUGGUCUUUGCGCAGCUCAUAAUGCUGCUGCUCGAAAUCGAGUUGGAAUUUUAGCAUUAAUUUCACAAUAUAAUGAAGAUUUAAAUAUUCAAGACAAAGAUGGUUGGACACCAUUACAUCAUGCUGUACGAAAUAAUGCAUUGAAUGCCAUUGAAUUUCUUUUGGAUAAUGGAGUUGAUGAUGUUCGAUUAACUAAACAACAAGAAGCACCUAUUCAUCUAGCUAUUAUACAUAAUCAAUUAAAAGCUCUUGAAACAAAUCAUAAUGCUCGUCUUUGUCAACGAUGUAAUGCUGGCAGCUAUCCUAUUCAUAUAGCUGCAUUGAAUAGUAGUAAUCGAGUAUUUAGUCAUUUAUUUGCAGUUGCUAAAUCAUUGGGAUAUGAUACUGAACAUAUUUUAAAUUUUUGUGAUGCUGAAAAUCAUCGACCAUUACAUUCAUCUGUUAUUGGUAAUUGUUUUAUUAUUGAAAUAAAUUCUGUUUUAUUUUUCUGUUUCUAUAAAAAUCUAGGUGGAAAUAUUGAAGCAGUUGAAAUUUGUCUCAAAAAUGGAGGCAAAAUUGAUGAUCAACAAGAAGAUUUAUCAACACCUGUUCAUCUAGCAUCAUCUCAAGGUUCAAUUGAAAUUCUUAAAUUAAUGUUUAAUUGUCAAUCAGAACUUAAAUCAAGAGUCAUUCGUAUGACAGAUAUUCAAGGCAUGACACCAUUACAUAAGGCAGCCAUGGGUGAUCAUGUUGAUGUUAUUGAAUUUUUACUUGAAGAAGGAGCAGAUAUUGAUGUACGUGAUAUAUCUAAACGAACACCAUUAUUAAUUGCUGCUUUAAAAUCAUCAGUACAAGCUGUUUGUUAUCUUUUAUCUCAAAAUGCUUCAUUAAUUUGUCGUGAUGAUACUGAUAAAAAUUUACUUCAUUUUAUAAUCAUGCAAAAUCUACCAAUUGAAACAAUUGGUAAUAUUUUAUUUACUCGAGAAAAUUAUCGUACAUUAUUUGAUCAACGUGAUAAAGAUGGAUUUUAUCCCAUACAUUAUGCAUCACGUGAAGGACAAGUUAAUGUAUUAAAAACAUUAAUAAAACAUGGAGCAGAAAUAAAUAGAAAAACAAAUCAAAGACAAUCAUCAUUACAUUUUGCUGCUGAAUAUGGUCGAUAUAAUACAUGUCGUCAAUUAUUGGAUACACCUGGUUUUAAACGUAUUCUCAAUGAACCAGAUAAACUCGGUCAAACACCACUUCAUCUUUGUUGUCAAAAUGGUCAUACACGUGUUGUUCAAUUACUUUUGCAUAAAGGAGCUCAAUUUACAAAAACUUAUGAUGGAAAUACACCAUUACAUGAAGCAGCUGCUAAUGGACAUGUAUCAACAAUUGAUAGUAUUCUUCAAGGACAUGCUCAUUUAAUUAAUUCAAUUAAUCGUCUUGGAAUGACACCAUUACAUUUAGCUGCUGCAGCUGGUUAUGUUGAUUGUGUUGAUUUACUUCUUUCGAAAUCUGCAACAUUUUUGACAAAUACUGAUGGUGAAACAUUUUUUGAUUUAGCAAUUAUACAAAAACAAAAAGAUAUUUGUCUUACUAUUAUUGCUCAUGAUCGAUGGAAAGAAGCAUUAGAUUUAAAAAGUUUAAAAUAUCAAACACCAUUACUUGGUUUAAUUGAACAUUUACCAGAAUGUGUACCAGUUUUAUUUGAUCGAUGUAUAACUCAUAGUCAUAAUGAUAAGAAACAUGAAGAUUUUCAUCUUACCUAUGAUUUUCAUUACAUUAAUUGGAUGGAUACGAAACAGAUCGAUGGAAAAGUAUAUCGUUAUCCGAUGCUUCCACUAAAUGUAAGCAGCAAGUAUUCUUAG